Paralichthys olivaceus (Japanese flounder) is the source of this 3023-nucleotide messenger RNA. It is a transcript of the gene pnkd, whose product is annotated as PNKD metallo-beta-lactamase domain containing. Gene Ontology annotation, molecular function: hydroxyacylglutathione hydrolase activity. NCBI's taxonomy places the organism in Eukaryota, Metazoa, Chordata, Actinopteri, Pleuronectiformes, Paralichthyidae. Gene Ontology annotation, cellular component: mitochondrion. The record is from RefSeq and is a predicted model, not a curated record.
AGUUCGCUUUCUUUUGCGUCCUCUCUUCCGGGGUUGAUCGCGUCGCUUGUGUCGUCAUCGCUGUGCUCUGCGGGGCAAUGGCGGAAUGAUGCCCGAGGAUUGGACGUUUCUGAUUCCUGCCGCAUCUCUGCUGUGUUUCCUCUGCGUGUGUUUUCGCUACAGACGAACAGUUCGCCUGCUGUGGAGAAGGCUGAGGACUGACGUCAUGGCUCGCACGGAGAAGCCGCUGUUCCGGAUCGCGUACGCGCUGUACACCAGCACCAGACUGGGCUACAUGUACUACAAGAGGCAAAUGAGAAAAGCCCGGGAGCAAUACCCUGCUGGACAUUCCACCGCCCACCCCACGGAGCUCAAUGAUAUCAAAAUAAUCCCCAUCCCAGUACUGUCUGACAACUACAGCUAUCUUAUAAUUGACACAGCCUCCAGUGUCGCAGUGGUUGUUGACCCUGCAGACCCUCAGACAGUGCAGGCUGUCCUCGAGGAAGAGGGCGUGAUGUUAGAAGCAAUACUCUGUACACACAAGCAUUGGGAUCACAGUGGGGGAAACAAAGGGUUGAAAAAGCUUCACAGCUCAUGUAGAGUUUAUGGAAACGCAGCUGAUAACAUUCCUGGCCUCACGCACCCUCUCUCACACAAGGACUCUGUAACAGUUGGCCGUAUGCACUUCAAGGCCCUCUUCACUCCUGGACACACAGUGGGUCACAUGAUCUACCUCCUGGAUGGACAAGCAGCCGGCAACCCACCCAGCCUCUUCUCUGGUGACCUGGUGUUCCUCUCAGGAUGUGGAAGGAUGUUUGAAGGCAGCGCGACAACAAUGCUGUCAUCUCUGGACACAGUCAGCGCUUUAAGUGAUGAUACGCUAUUAUGGCCGGGUCAUGAGUAUGCAGAAGACAACCUGCUGUUCGGCGCUGAGGUUGAGCCACACAACACUGCCAGGGAAAACAAAUAUCAGUGGGUGCUGCAGCAGCGAGGCCAGAAGCUGUGCACGAGUCCCUCCACUAUCGGAGAAGAGAAGCUGUACAAUCCCUUCCUGCGCAGCCACUCUGCUGAGCUCCAUCUGGCCCUUGGCCUCCAGCAGCUCCAGGAUGAAGACUGGACCCAGUUCAGGGCUCGGGUGCUGGAAGGGCUGCGGAAACGCAAAGACCUCUUCAUCAGGAGAUAGUGUGAGCGAGAUGUUCACUAAACAGCAGGGAAUACAGCGGCGAGCUCACUGGACAGUGGUACAAAAGCAGCGGUUUGCAGUAAUAAAAACAUUCAAGCUGGGCUCAGAGGUACUGUACAAAAACUUGACUGGUUUUGAACAUUUAAAGGGCCAUAUUUACUAUUUUUUACCUUUAUCAACCUGUAGUUACCCUUUGGAUAAAAUCACACUUUUGUUAUUACAAAUUCCAAGCUCUAAUAAUACUGUUACCUCUCCACAUGCAGUAUAUUGUGGUAAUUUUGUAGUGCUCAGUUAUUGCCUGUUUAACAUUCAGGCAUAAACCAUAGUGUAGUACUGUCUUUAGUAGUAGGUAUAUCCAGAUUUUUCAUUCUGGUGUGUGGAACAUGGGGUGUGAAUACUGCGCACUACAUGAGUACAUAAGGUACUGCAUUAUCUACUACACACUCUGGUUUGUUUUUAGAACGAGUCAUCUAAAUCUCUGGGAAGUUACUGUAUUUGAUUCGCUGGCUUCACAGUCACAUGCUGCCGAAGAGUAAUAACCUUCUAUGUGAAAUAUGUGACGUUUGGACUUGAGUAUUUUGAUUUUAAAAUGUUUUAACAAUUGUUAAAAUAACCACAAGAGGCGUUUCCUGUUUCAAGCACUUUGGUGGACAACAAAAGUCAGAGUCUUCACAGAGCCGAGCAAAGUCAGCAAGUUGAAUCUGGUUUUAAGAAGUGAGACCAGUCGCACCUUUGUUUCAUCAUCACAUUGCCUGCAGCAUUUGCAUUACUACUCACUCAAAGUUCCACCAUUUGCCCAUCCUCUAUCAUUUUUUACCCUUAAUACAGCAUCUGCUAACAUUUGCACAUCAUUUACAAUUACAUGAUUGGUCAUUCCAUUGCUCAUUCCAGCUCACAUCAAUUUAAUAAUUUGAAUAAUAAUAUUAAUAGUAAUGAUUAUUAUUUUACUUGUUAUAUACAUAUAUAUAAUAAAUGGAUACUUUUCGCAGGAUUUCAUCCUCGGUACACACAACAUACCCAGUUUUUAUGCUAACGUAACAUGCAGUUCAGCAAAGCAUGAUGUCAUCACACAAAAAAUGUGCAACGUGUCCGUUCAAACUCCAACAUGUACGUGUCGGUCCUGCGCUUAAGGUUUGAACCCUGACUAAUUAACAAAUAACCAAAUAGUCUUUGGUUUGGGUACUUUUUUAAACGCCAGCAAAAAAUAUAGGACAAAAGUUUGCACCCUAGCAUGUAAUAUGAAUGUGUUUUACUGUAACGAGCCAAUUUAGUUUCAACCUAAAAACAUGUGCUCAAUGUUACUUAAUAACAGUGAAUUUAAUCAUUCACUCUUUGAAACAUGGAUUUAUCUGCUAGUGGGCCAAAGGUGAAACAUAUGUUUUGCAGUCAAGACAUUUGUUGUGCCGCACAGAAAAGACUUUUGAACUAAUUGUACAUUUAGAUUUGUGUUUUUGAAAUGUUUGCAGUGGCACUACAUAAACAGCAACAUACUGAACAGGAAGGUGUUGCAUUGUUGUACUUGUAAAAUGACUGAAUUGUUGAAAGGUUCCUUAACGUUUGAUAAGUUUCUCAUGACUGCCAACAGUUAUGUUGUUUGAUGAUAGUUAAAUUUACAGGCGGAUGUUGAGUCAAGUUCUCUACACUGACUUUUAAUGAGUUUAAGUUCAUGUGUAAUUUUUAAGUUAUUGAUAUUUUAUUAUUCAUUCUUACUUUGACCCUCAAAUGAAGGAAUAUUUUAUAAACCAGUUUGAAAACAAAAAUAAAACAUGUUUUUAAUAUAUUGAAGGUUCGAUUAUACUGUGAGAGUAUAAUGGAGGAAUUAUUAGUUAUUUCAGUGUAAUAAACAAUCUCAUCUGUUGCU